GAAACCAAUAUGGCAGCCUCCAGUCGAAGGUUAUCGUAUUGUCUGUUAAAAUCAAAUUACACAGCACUACUGAGACAAGUUUCGUUUCAUAAACCACGAUGUACGCGCUGUCUCUCAAGUGCCAUUACAACAGAAACCGGAAAAGAUGACAAAGACCCCUUCGUUCUGUUCAGAUCCCAAGAAGUGCAGCGUAUAUUGAAGAAAAUAACUGGACUGAAUGUUGAAAAAGUUUCUCAUAUGGUAUCAUCUACUUUAAAAAAACCAACCUACAAAUUAUUAACAGAGGAAGAAACACAAGAGGCAGAGGAAAAGGCUAAAAAGGAAGCUGAAUGGAAACUUCAAAUGCCUCCAUUUAUGUUGCCUAGGAAACCUAUACACGAUAUAUUAUCUAAAGACCCAGAUUUAGAGGGAUUUGAUUCCAGUAAAUAUGUCUUCACUGAUAUUUCUUUUGGUUUAUCAAACAAGGAACGUUUAAUAGUUGUUCGUGAUACAGACGGAACAUUGCGGAAAGCUGAUUGGGAUGAAAGAGACCGUGUUAAUCAAGUCUACAAUCCCACUACAGGUCAAGUGUAUAUGGCACCUAAGAUGUUUGAUGAUGAACAUUUAGAGAGGGUAUUAAAUGAUGAUAAAUAUAUCUAUAUGUUAGACAGAGCUUGUGUUCAAUUUGAACCAGACAAUCCAGAUUAUAUCAGAGUAACACAUAAAACAUAUGAACAUAUAAACAAAAAUAGAAACUUUGAUGUGUUGAGAUCGACCAGACAUUUUGGACCGAUGACGUUUUACCUGACGUGGAAUAAGAAGAUAGAUUUAUUGUUAGUAGAUAUGAUACACCAAGGAUUAAUGGAUGAUUGUAUUGAUGUUGUUAAUUUAUAUGUAAUACUUCAUCCUUCAAGUAAAACAGCGAUAAAUAUGGAAGAUAAACAGGAUAUAGAACGUGUGAAGACAUAUUGUCAGAAUGAUGCCGAGAAUAAAGCAGAAUUAGAAUUAUCUAUUCAAGCUUUCGAGGAUUCAUUGAGAGGAAAAUCAAAACAAACUGCAUAAACUUUGUUUUCUCAUAUUGGUCAAAAUAAUCAUAAUGUGACUAAUUCAGCCAUAUUUAUCAGUGAAUUAGUUUGUGUGGAUAACUAGUAUACAUCUCAUUGUAUAGAUUUUAGGAUCUAAAGAUCCAGAUAGAAAUCAACAGUGGCAUAGAUUUGAGGAUCUAAAGAUUAAGAUAGAAAUCUAAUUGGAGAAGAUAUCAAGAGUUACUUAUUAAGGGGGAGGGGUGGGGGAAAACAAAUUGUUAGUGUGAUAAAUGUCAUACCUAGAUAAGGAAAGGAAUACAAACUGUCAGCAGUGUGGUGUGUAUGGGACAGAACGUGUGAACUUCCAGCCAGUGUGCAAAUGUUUGCUUCAAUAUUAAUACACUUAUGCCAAAUAAUUCCUUCUUUGAUUGCAUAAUUUGAAUUUGAACCCAAUAAAGUCGCAGUUAAUAUAAUUAUUAUAUUUUCACAAAACAAUGUGCUCAACUUAAAAGACACUAGUAAUCAUCUCUAUGGAAGGGCACCUGUUUGAAUUACAGCCCAUGCAACCAUAAUCUGGCCAUGGCUAUCCAAGUCUCAAUAAAGCUCAUUACAGAUAAAAUUGAAGUUAGGCCUUAUAAAUAAAGUGUUGUAUGUGUAAUUGAAGUUAGGCCUGAUAAAUAGUGUAAUAGUAACAUCAUUAAAAGAAUACAAUUUUCUUAUGAUACCACCCAAAGCUUAUUUCUCAUUUGUUUCUGAUCUUGGAAGAAUCCUCGUUAAUAGCCUAUAGAGUGUGAUAAAAUAAAUGCAUAUAAACUUGAAUCAUAAGGUAUAAUGUAUAUUAAUUACAUAAAUCAUAUGUUCUUAUGUAUAUUAAUUACGGUUGGUAUCUAAUAAAGAAGUUCUCUUGUUUCAUUAUAAACCAGUUUUACAUUCUGUACUUAAAUAAGUACUUUGCAAAAAGAAAUGUAUGUACAAGAAUCAUUUAAUUAGUGCUAAUGAUAACCAAUGUUAAAUAUUACACAUGCAUUGUUUUAGAAGUCAAAAUAUCCAUGUAUAUUUAUGUAGACCUGUAUAAAAAUUACUGUCAUUCUUA
Messenger RNA from Patella vulgata (common limpet), 2097 nucleotides. Its product is annotated as 28S ribosomal protein S22, mitochondrial. Bases 10 to 1041 code for a protein of 343 amino acids. The record is from RefSeq and is a predicted model, not a curated record. Gene Ontology annotation, cellular component: mitochondrial small ribosomal subunit. Gene Ontology annotation, molecular function: structural constituent of ribosome. Lineage: Eukaryota; Metazoa; Mollusca; Gastropoda; Patellidae. The transcript is spliced from 8 exons.